Pectinophora gossypiella (pink bollworm) is the source of this 5703-nucleotide messenger RNA. RefSeq lists its product as uncharacterized. Gene Ontology annotation, molecular function: RNA binding; ATP binding; RNA helicase activity. The transcript has 8 exons. Lineage: Eukaryota; Metazoa; Arthropoda; Insecta; Lepidoptera; Gelechiidae. Bases 196 to 2691 code for a protein of 831 amino acids. The record is from RefSeq and is a predicted model, not a curated record. Gene Ontology annotation, cellular component: ribonucleoprotein complex; nucleus; cytoplasm.
CUUAAACUGAAAUAGGAGGCGUUUCCCUUUCCGGCGGCCAUUAUCGAGUUGUUCGUUCGCCGGGUCUGUGAGAGGUGUUAGUGAAUGAAACAACCAAAUAUUUUCAAAUUCUCUCAAUUUUGAGAGAUUCCUGCCUACUCAAGCGUUUAGCACCACCACGUAAGGUAUCAUCAAUCCGUUAUCAAAAGCAGCAAAAUGCAGUACAACGGAUUUCACAACCAGCAUCCUAUUUUCAGGCCUCGCCCAGACCGGAAUGAACAAUUCGGUAAAAUUCCAUUCUUCAAUGGAAUCCCUGAUUUUGGUGGGCCAAAAACUUUUGGUCCCAGAAACAACAACUUUGGAAACAAAAAUAACUUUCGCCCCAGAAAUGACUUUAACGGAGUGAGAAAUGAUUACAACAAUCAAAAAAAUGAGAAUGGACAGGAUUUUGGUGGGCCUAAAGAGUACAAGCCCAGGAACAAUUACAACAAUCCAAAUCAGAAACGAAAUGAUUAUGAUGACAAAUCAGCAAAUGGGAAUAUGCAAUUUUACAAUGGAAAGAAUGAUUUUGGAGGACCUAAACAACAAGGUUACAACAAAAGCAAUUUUGGACCUAAGCCCUACAAUAAUCAGAAUGGACCCAACUGCCAACAAAAUUUUGCACCUAAGAAACCUUUCAACUCAAAUCCUGGCCAAAAACCCUUAGAUUUUAAUGGGCGUAAGACACAGAGCAUGAAGGCAAAACACCCUGGAGAUAGCUUGGUAAAACCAAUGUGGGACUUGGCUAAUUUGGAGCCAAUACAGAAAGAUUUUUACAAGCCUCAUGCUAAUGUUGAUGCACGCACUGAUGAUGAGGUUGAAAUGUUCCGUGCUGCUAAGGAGAUCACUGUUAGUGGCAACAAUGUGCCCAGACCCAAUCAGGUGUUCGAUGAAGGCAACUUCCCAGAUCAUGUUAUGAAUACCAUCAAGGAACAGGGCUGGGUAGAGCCUACUGGUAUCCAAGCCCAAGGAUGGCCGAUUGCACUUUCUGGCCGUGACAUGGUUGGCAUUGCUUCGACUGGGUCUGGUAAAACCCUUGCCUACAUGCUUCCAGCUGCUGUUCAUAUUGUUCAUCAGCAACGUAUCCAGAGAGGCGAUGGCCCUAUUGCGCUUAUUCUUGCUCCCACGCGAGAGCUGGCUCAACAGAUUCAAUCAGUAGCUCAGGCUUACAGUGCUCACGGUUGUAUCAGGAACACCUGUUUGUUUGGUGGUUCACCCAAAGGACCCCAAGCUAGGGACUUGGAAAGAGGAGUAGAGAUUGUAAUUGCUACUCCUGGAAGGCUAAUUGAUUUCUUGGAAAGAGGAACCACCAACCUACGCCGUUGCACAUAUUUGGUCCUGGAUGAAGCUGACAGAAUGUUAGACAUGGGUUUUGAACCUCAAAUCCGAAAGAUUAUUGAACAAAUUCGUCCAGAUCGUCAAGUUUUAAUGUGGUCUGCCACCUGGCCUAAGGAAAUCCAAGCUCUUGCUGAAGAUUUUUUGAAUGAUUAUGUAAAAGUUAAUAUUGGUUCUUUGAAUCUAUCUGCCAAUAACAAUAUCAAACAAAUAGUUGAAAUCUGUGAAGAACAUGAAAAGGAGGCCAAGCUUACCAAUCUACUUAAAGAAAUUGCAUCUGAACGAGACAAUAAAGUCAUUGUCUUCGUUGAAACCAAAAAGAAGGUUGACGACAUUGCACGCGCUGUUCGUCGCAACGGGCACAAAGCACUCGCGAUCCACGGUGAUAAGUCACAACCGGAACGUGACGCUGUACUUACAGAGUUCAGGAAUGGUGCCACUACCAUUUUGAUCGCAACUGACGUUGCCGCCCGCGGCCUUGAUGUCGAAGAUGUCAAAUUUGUCGUCAACUACGAUUACCCUAAUUCUUCCGAAGAUUACAUUCACAGGAUUGGUCGCACUGGACGUUGCCAACAAUCUGGAACAGCAUACACAUACUUCACAAGUGGCGACUCACGACAGGCUCGUGGACUCGUCGCCGUACUACGCGAAACUGGUCAAAAUCCGCCUGCAAAGCUGGGUGACAUGGCCAGAAAUAACAACAACAAUUCUGGACGUAACCGUUGGCAGCAACGCAAAGAAAACAACAGUGGCUCCAGCUCACCUCGUCAACAAAGCAACCAAUGGAACAAUAAGAUGGCCAAUAAUGUCUCCAACCAGGAAGACAACCAAAAUACAUACCAAAACCGCAAUGCUAACCCACAGGCGCCACGUUUCAAUAACCAAAACCAAGGCAACCAAGGCUAUAGACAGAAUAAUUAUCAGAAAACAGUGCCCUUCCCAAGUCCUAAUGUAUUUGAGUCUAUGGGAACCUACCAAGGUGGCUAUAGCAGCGGAUACCAAAAUGGUUAUAAUAAUCAGAAUGCGUAUGGCCAGCGCACCUACAAUAGUACGUAUACAGACUCUCGCAACGGCGGGCAACAGUAUCGUAACAACAACACUAAUGGCAACAAGUCUGGAUCUGGAUCAUCCUUCGGAUCUCCUCCUCCUCACUUUGCUACACCACCACACUUCCCACAAAUGCACCCUCAUCAUCAGGACAUGCUAGGCGGAAAGUUCUACGGCGGCGGAGUAGGCGGCGGUGGGCCAUGCGGCUACCAGGCGGCGGUGGGCGGCGGCGUGCCGUACCCGCACCUGCCCCCUGGCCCGCUGCUCUACGCGGCGCCGGUCCAGCAGUAGGUUAACCACGACGCUCCAUUAAACCCUCUUAUACAGUACUUGUCCCCGACCUUCAAAUCGAUAUUAUGACAAGUGCUUAUUCCUGCUCAACACCUCGAAUCUUUCAACUAUUUUGCAUAAAUCUCAUAUUAAAUAGAACUUGCAGUGUUAACAUUGUACUUUUAGUGCUUUUGAAUUUUGAUAUCCAUAACUUCUUGUGAAUCGGGGUGUUGAGAUGAGUGUCGUUUUUAGUGACCACUUUCGAUUUUAUUAUUUUGAUUAGGAUACUUUUUUUAGAUCUGAAUGUGGAAGUUUACAAAUUGUAGUAGAAACGGACAAUAUUACACUAUAAAGUAAAAAGGUGUAUUUUAAAGUUGACAAGGAUUUAUGAUUAUGUUAGUAUUUUUGAGGAAAACCUUGUCGUGCACUUUUUGUAAUAUUAAAAUGUUUUGUGAAUUCUCUUUCAGAUCCAUUUGAAUUAACGUUAACGAAUAUAAUAUAUGUGUGUUAGUUUUACGGUAUAGGGAUUACAUUUUGUUGGCCACAUUCAUGAGUUUCCUAAAUUCCAAAAUAAUGAAUAUUACAAAGUCCAUUGUGUGAUAUAAAUACAAAGAUGAGCUUAUUAUAACUUCUGCAGAAGCAGAUGCAAAUCUGUAAUAACAUAUUAUCAUGGUAACAUAUGGAUAAGGCCAACAGAGCGCAAUUCAUCAUUAAAUGUAUGGUGGCAACUUAAACGCUACUUUCGCGGUUCCACCUUUAGAGUUUAAUCAUUAUAUUUGUUAGAGUAGUUGGUGUGGGUACCCUCUUGUGUAAUCCCGGGUGCCUUUCGUUUUUCUUUAAAAUGUCUGUAUGAUGUACGAAAUGCACGAAACAUUAGAAGAUGAGUGAAAUUUAGGGAGAGUAAAGUUAUCUGAAUAUUUUAUAUAAAUUAUUUUAUUGUUAAUGAUUGAUCUUAUCCAGUGGACAAGUGGAAAACUUAGUAUUAGAAAAAUACUUAUAAACGCGUUGAAAUAAUGCUUCGUACCUCGUAAUAACAAUCUGUAUUGCCAGAUAAAAUUGUGAAUAUUUUUCUUAUGUGAAGUGAUGUCAAUGACAUUUCAAGUCACUGAUUUGAAGGUUAUUUUUUUAUUGAAUAUUAGAUCUUGAUAUACAUACUUGAAUAUUAAAUAUGUUAUGCCUAGGGAUAAUAUAUUGCGUCGGAUGCCUCUAGACGACAGCUUGGCUUGAAACGCUGUAUCAACCGUUUUUACCAUCUCAGAAAUGUAGAAAGUAUGUAAAUAAACAUGCAUUUACCAUAGGAAGAUUAGUAUUUUGAGCGAGAUAGAUAAUCGAACAACGGUUACUUUCGUUUCUUAGCAAAAUAAGCGACUUCUUCGUAUUUGUUUUUCGAUUAUUUUUAUAUGUGAUUUCAGAUAAUUUGUCUAGUUAUUUACUGUUUCUUUGUACGUAAACGGGUUCUAAGGGCUUAUGAUAAAGUCAAUAGGUACAAAUACUGAGGCAAUUAUUGUGUAUUAGAAGCCCGUUGCAGUCCAAAGAUUUGGAAAAAUCUGUGAUAUUUCAUUACUAUAACCUGUCGUUGCGUUGGUCAAUUGUUAAUACAUAAUAAGAACACUUCCCGAGUUGGAAUGUGUUUUACUAGACAAAAAUAUAUUUUUUGACUAUUUGAACGAAUUUCAAGAAUGUUUGUGACUCGCAAUACGUUCACAGAUAAUAUAAUAAUAUGAUAGGUGUAAGAUUUAAUAAUUUAUUGUUAUUCAAUUUAGUUUUCAGUUUACCGUUAGGUGACGAAAUUGAACCAGUUCAAAGGGACGUAAAAGUUAUUAUCUACCUAUUUAAGAAACCCGCAUUUGAGGCACAUCAGAAGAUACGAUGUAGUAAUUUACGGGGUUCGUAACGGGGUAAGGGGUGAACAACGUGUUGUCUCGCAUUGCAAUGACUUGACUGCGAGAUUACUUUAUUUGUGUACAUUUUAAAUAAGAAAGACUGCCAAUGAAAGAUGUGUAUAUGUGCAUAAUUUCAUCUCAAAGAUGAUUUUCUGAAGCUAGCCUGUCCUGGAUUUCGUUGGUAGUUAGCUAUUUGGUAUCCAGAUAGUGUGAAGUAAACGAAGUAGUGUGCUGUCUGCUGGUAGGGUCGGGCUAGUUGCGUGCGAAUAGGUCGACAAGAGUGUGUCGAGUCGAAUGGUCGCGUAUCGCAGGUAGCUCCUGUAUUGUGUACAAAGUACUGCACCCACCUCUACUAAACAACUGUGAUAAUAACACUAAGUAGCGUAGCAGGCGAUUUAUAUUCUAGAUACGUCCAGAGAAGGGAUGACAGCAUAUCUGACAUACUGUAUUGUGAUAACAUAAUCGAAGCGCGCAGACACUUGGCGUGCUUUGACUAAACGUUUUCUCUAAACAAGACUGAUUAUUUCUUAUUGAUAAAUAUUUUAUACAUGUUCCACUUCGACUGAAUGAAUUAAGAUGUCUGUAUUUAUAUUGGUAGUAUUUUUCUCUCUUAUGCUGUGUUUAAUUCAAAAAUUGAGUAUUCACUAUGUUGGAUAUGUGUCAAAACGCCUUUCUAAAUGGUCACCAAAUUGAAAUUCAAUAUUCAAAUCGUUUUAAUACAUUACUUUCCGGUUUCCUUUAUUGUGAUGGAAAAUGUUGUUGACAAAUUAUGUGGCAGCGGCAGUAUAAACACUUGAGUUUAUGAAGAUUAUAUUAUUUGUUGUUGAUUUGCAAAAUUUUAUUUAUUAAACCAGUAUCUCAUAGGCGAUCGUACUUUUCAUGCUUUACUAGUACUAUUUAAGAAUUAUUUUCCAAAAUUGUGAGUUUGUGAAAAAUAUACAUAGAUUUUUAAGUAUGUGGCAAUGCAGAUCCUCAUAUGAUUCUAUUACAAGAUAACGUCAUAGUUUAUAUUUAUUCAAUUUAAAAAAAGGAGAGAGGCUCCUUAAUAACUGUCCCAAAGGGAGGUCUUCUGAAUGUUUCUGAGAAGUGCAUUUCUUCUAUGUAAUACAGUAUUAAAUUCCGAUUAAUAAAUGAAUGUAUAAUUAUUUAA